Drosophila ananassae is the source of this 11694-nucleotide messenger RNA. RefSeq names its product zinc finger protein 2 (gene zfh2). The record is from RefSeq and is a predicted model, not a curated record. The transcript has 13 exons. Gene Ontology annotation, molecular function: DNA-binding transcription factor activity, RNA polymerase II-specific; RNA polymerase II cis-regulatory region sequence-specific DNA binding. Lineage: Eukaryota; Metazoa; Arthropoda; Insecta; Diptera; Drosophilidae. The coding region runs from base 550 to 9435 and encodes 2961 amino acids. Gene Ontology annotation, biological process: regulation of transcription by RNA polymerase II. Gene Ontology annotation, cellular component: nucleus.
AAACACUUGUAAAAAUUGAGUAAAAUGUGAGUAAAGGUUGGCAAAAAUAUCUGUAUCUGUGUCUCAAGUCAGUCGAAAAAAGCCGUUGAAUAAGUCAGAUGCGGGUCGGAUGCAACAGGAACAUUAGCAUUUAGGGCAUAAACUCUUUAUACAUACCAUAUUAUCAUAUCAUAGCAAAACGAAAUGAAACUAUGUAUGUAUAUAUAUACUAUAUCCGUAUGUAUAUUAAGAAUAAUCAAUGAAAUAAAGGACAAUUUAAUGUUCUUUAUCAGAACUUUUACUCAAAACAAUCCAAAAAACUCAUCGGAAUUAAACCACACCAAGUGCAAAAGGGUUUUGCAGGAUAAUGUAAAACACGCCCACAACUACGAUCGCUUGAUUUAAAAGUUCCUAUAAUAUUUAAGUAUAAAGAUAAAGCAUACAAUAGUACAAAACCAUCAUUGCUAAGUAAUAGUAAGCAAAUCAUUUCCCACGGAAAAAAUAAGAUACCUUAACCAAACUUAAAAUUGUAAAAAGGACCAACAUAUUAAGCAGCUGACGUCCAAUUUGAUGGCUACUAAAAAUCUAAGCUCUAAUAAUGGUAAUGACGACGGCUCUCCAAUGUCCAAAUCUGAUGUGGAAACUUUUGAAGGAAAAAUAGUGUACAAUCUCGAUGGCAGCGCUUAUAUUAUUGACGCAGACCAUGCAAAUAGAAGUGGAUUGGAGUGUAUUAAAAAUAUUGAAGCCUCAACUUCGAUUUCAGUAACUGAACUUCCAUCAAGCGGCCAGGAAAAGAAAAAAGGAUACCAGAAUAUUCAGUUAUUUAAACAGACUAAGCAUGAUCUUGAUCAAAUUGAUGAUUUUUCUGUUCUGGGUAGAAAUUCAGUAAUAGGAUCAGGCGCUACCUAUAGAUCCAGCCCAAAAAUACAUUCCUUUCGGGUUGUGUCUGCGCAAGAUGCUCAUUCAAAUUGUCCAACCCAAGCGUUUAAAAUCGAAAAACCUAUUUUAAUGUGCUUUAUUUGCAAAUUGUCUUUUGGUAACGUAAACUCUUUUGGCUUGCAUGCAAACACAGAUCACAGGCUUAAUUUGGAGGAACUAGAGCAGCAACUGCUUAAUCGCGAGUACUCUAGUGCCAUUAUACAACGUAACAUGGAUGAAAAGCCACAGAUAUCUUUUUUGCAGCCCCUGGACAUUAAUUCCAGUGAUGAAACCGAAAAACUGCAAUUAUCCAAUAAAGACAGAAAGGCUAUUCUGUCGCUGUCACCACAAUUAGAGUUCCCAAAUGAAUCGGAACCAGAAAAAAAAGAAGAACAGAGUAAUAAAAAAGACAAAAAUUCCGGGUCUGGACUUUACUCAGACAUGGACCAAUUACAUGAACCAGAACAUGAGCCAAAACUUGACGAUAGUAGUAGAUACAUGGGCGAACCUAGUGCAAAGCUGCCAGUAUCGUCACCUAAAGUAAGAGGAAAAUCUUCUAUGAAUCUUGGUUCCUUAAAUUCAGAAACAGCUAAGACUAACCUAUUGAUAGUAUCCCUAAAAAACUCACCUGCACCCCCAUUAAUAUCAGCCACCGAAGGGGUCUCAUUACACUGUACUGAUAAUAUAAGUAAUAGUAAGUCACCAAUAUAUACCCAUGAAAUGGAGCUAACAUCAUCUAAAGGACUCGAAAUAAAAUGCCCCAUACUCGAAGGAUCUAUAAGUCCAUCAUCUCAUUUAAACGAAUUAGAUGCAACCAGCUCAGAAUUUUUACAUGAGACAAUGGGGGCACCAACUGGUAGCAUAUUUCCUUCCCAAAUCAGUUCUUUUCACUCUUCUUUGGCAGCUCUAGCUGUACAAGAAUCUAAUGGAAACCAAGUCAAAAUAAUUACGGAAUUUCUCCAACAACAGCUGCAACAACAGCAACAAACAUUAGUAUCUACUAGACUAUGUCCUGAUCAUCCUGAUUCAAAGGGUAUCGAUUGUAAAAGCUGCGAACUUCUGGAAGUUAACCAGAUUUCCAUGUCAUCACCCUCCUCGCAUCAGCAUGUAGCUCAAUUUUUGCCCCAACAUCCGGUCCAAUCUCAGCCACCCCAAAUACCCCAACGUUCUCCUGGCAGCAACAGUGGAGGUCUACCUAUUUCUCCCAGUACUUCAUCAGCAAAUAGCGUGGGAAAUACGUCAAGCACUACAUCCUGCUUUACGAUCGGCGCUUGCUCCGAACACAUAAAUGGCCGGCCUCAAGGAGUAGACUGCGCCCGCUGUGAAAUGCUCUUGAACUCUGCUCGAUUAAACAGCAGCGUACAAAUGUCCACUCGUAAUUCGUGCAAGACUCUUAAAUGCCCUCAGUGUAAUUGGCACUACAAAUAUCAGGAAACAUUAGAGAUCCAUAUGAGAGAAAAACAUCCAGAUGGGGAGAGCGCUUGCGGAUAUUGUCUAGCAGGCCAGCAGCAUCCCCGACUCGCACGUGGGGAGUCGUAUUCUUGUGGCUAUAAGCCAUACCGAUGUGAAAUUUGCAACUACUCGACGACUACAAAGGGAAAUUUAUCUAUACAUAUGCAGUCGGACAAGCAUUUGAACAAUAUGCAGGAACUUAACAGUUCACAAAACAUGGUAGCUGCUGCAGCUGCGGCUGCUGCGACUGGAAAAUUGAUGCUAUCUAGCACCACGCCUCAAUCAGCCGGUCCUGUCACUUCUGGUCCCAAUGGGUCGGGUAGUGCUACCAUACAAUGUGGUCCAGUUUCAAGUGGAGGCAGUAGCAACAUAGGAACCGUUUCCAUUAACCCCAAUGUAGCUGGACCAGGAUUAACCAAUGCUACAGGAAAUUUAGGAAGCAGUGGCAAUUCUAAGCCAAAACCAUCAUUUCGUUGCGACAUCUGCAGCUAUGAAACAUCAGUUGCCCGUAACCUGCGCAUACAUAUGACUAGUGAAAAACAUACACACAACAUGGCCGUUCUCCAAAAUAACAUCAAACAUAUUCAAGCGUUUAACUUUUUGCAACAACAAAGUAGCAGUAGUAACGCUUCUGUCUUGAAUUCUGGAAGUAGCUUCUUGCCUGAGGUUGCAUUAGCUGAUUUGGCAUAUAAUCAAGCACUAAUGAUUCAGUUUUUGCAUCAGCAACAGAAUCAGCAUCCUGUCAACACUAAACAAUCCCCUACAUCUUCUCCUGUUAGUACACCAGAACCAUUUUCUCUUUCACCGAAGGUAAUAAAAAUGGGUCAUGGAUUUGGUACUGCAAUGAAUAUGGGCCUUGGAAUACCAAUUGGGACCAGCCACGCAAGUGAAGCACCUAUUGAUUCGACGAGUGAUUCUAGUUCAUUGACAAAACCUGAUAUGUGGCCUUCGGCGUUCUAUAGUUGUUUAAUAUGCGAAUGUUUCAGUACUAAUAAUUUGGACGAUCUUAAUCAGCAUUUGUUGGUAGAUAGAUCUCGUCAUUCUUCUAUCACAUCUUCUGAUAUAAUGGUUAUUCACAACAACAACUAUAUCUGUCGUCUUUGUAAUUAUAAAACAAAUCUAAAGGCCAAUUUCCAACUGCACAGUAAAACAGAUAAACACUUGCAAAAGCUAAAUUUUAUUAACCAUAUAAGGGAAGGCGGGCCUAGGAAUGAAAUAAAACUACAGUAUCAGCAACAUUUAGCUAAUGUUGUGCAAAUUAAGUGCAACUGCUGUGAUUUCCAUACGAAUUCCAUUCAGAAAUUAUCUCUUCAUACCCAACAAAUGCGCCAUGAAACGAUGCGAAUGAUAUUUCAGCAUCUUCUUUACAUAGCCCAACAGAGUCGUAUGCAUAAAGAUUCUUUUGACCCUGGAGCAGAUGUUCAACAAUGUCCCAGUCCUGAUGAAGAUCAUCCGCCUUUGCAAGGAACUGAGAAACUUCUUCUCUGUCAGCUCUGCAAUUUUUCAGCUAAGAAUCUGCAUGCGAUGAUGCAGCAUGUUAAAGGGAUAAGGCAUAUGCAAGUCGAACAGUUCAUGUGCUUGCAGCGACGUAGUGAAAACCAAGAAAUACCUGGACUAAGUGAAGUAUUUAAAGUGACGGAAUGGCCUCGAAAUACUGAAGAUAUUAACUUUGAAGUUGGAUUAGACUUUGCUAAAACCGCAGCCAGCGACACAGUAAUAGAGGUGAGUUCCAUGGCAUCAGGAUCUGAAACAACGCCAACGACCGCUGCAGAUGGAAGCUUCUUCGGGCCGUCCUCCCCUAUUUCAGAUUUAUCUGCAGGCAUACCGACAACAGUUUUCAAAUGCAAUAUAUGCGAAUAUUUUGUACAAUCAAAAAUGGACAUGGCAGCUCACAUUGAAACUGUGCACCCUAGUGCAGAUAACGAUGAUUUUAUAAGUAUACCAACAAACACGGCCGCACUUCAAGCUUUCCAAAAUGCUGUAGCCGCAGCUGCUAUAGCAGUCGUGCAGCAACAGUGCAACUCAAUUAACCAAGGGCCUUCAGUGUCAGACCAAGAACAUAAUAGCAAUAAAGGUACUGAAGAUAUUAAGUGUGAGCGAUUUGAAGAGGACGAGGAUCAAGUGUCUAACAUAGAGAAUGAUAAGACUUUAGAUAAUUUUACUCGCCAAACAACAAGCUUCACAGUUCAAAAUUCGUCACCUCCACAGGAAACCCAAAUCGCGGUUCAAUGUCCGCUAUGUUUGGAAAAUCGUUUUUCUGAUAAAGCUUCCUUGGAAAGCCAUUUGACGAAUGUUCACAGCGUAACCAAAGAUGGUCUUUCUCGACUUUUACUCUUCGUAGACCAAACUGCGUGGGCAAAGUCCAAUGAGACAGUGUCAGAAGGUGUAAAAAGCAUAACUUGUUUGACGACCUCAGAUAACAGCAACGUUGUAGAAAAUACAAAAAUCAAUUCUGAAACCAUGAUUAGUAAAGUCAUUAGUAAGUCUACAGGAAUUAAAUGUCUUUCCUGCCAGCAUUGCGAAGCCACAUUUAAACAUGAGGAACAGCUGCUUCAGCAUGCUCAACAGAACCAGCAUUUUUCUUUGCAAAAUGGAGAGUACUUUUGCCUUGCGGCGAACCAUAUUAGCCGUCCUUGCCAAAUGAGGUUUAGAAUCCUUUCGUCCAUGAUGAGUCAUUAUCAAGACUCGCAUAUAAGUUUAGUAAUCUCAGAACGGCACGUUUAUAAAUAUCGUUGCAAGCAAUGUUCGCUAGCUUUCAAGACUCAGGAAAAGCUUACUACUCAUAUGCUAUACCAUACAAUGCGAGAUGCGACAAAAUGUUCACUUUGUCAAAGGAACUUUCGUAGUACGCAGGCGUUGCAGAAGCACAUGGAACAAGCGCACGCCGCGGAUGUCAUUGAUAGUAGUUCUCGCCCACUGACACCCAACACAGAAGAAAUAGACAAACUUUCUGCAGGAGAAGCCAUUAAUAUGGGAAGAGAAUCUAAGUCAGCAGAUAUGGCGGGACCUUCUAUUUCUCCGCCGCAGCUAGAGUCACAAAUUAGUAAGGAAUCGGCCCCUUUACCAUCUAGUCCAAGUACUCUUGGGACACAGUCACACCAUCAGCACUUUGCUACAUUGACAUCCUUGCUUAAACAGCAACAGUGUAUUGACUCUGAUUCUAUUGGCGUUCAUCCAGAAGCAUUACCUAUAGCAGAAGGAGAAUUUUCUCAAAAUUUGCAGGGAUUCCAGAAUAUACACAAUUUACAGCAUAUGCAACACCAAGUUGGUGUAGGUACCGCUUCGGGAUUACCUAUUAACCCAGUGGAUAUGAUCAAUCUAAUGCAAUUUCAUCAUUUGAUGUCUCUAAAUUUUAUGAACUUGGCUCCACCACUAGUGUUUGGGGAAAACUCAGCCGGUACCACUGCAACAGCCGCUCAAAACAGUAACAUUACUUCCAGUAUAAUACCAACUAGUGUAGGAAUGGCAGACUUGCAAAAUCCCAUCAGUGCCAACUCUUUAAUUGGAGACUCUGUUAACAUAAGCCCAGUGCCAAUCAAAAAUCAAACUCAACACGUCAACUCGCAGCUGGGCAGCAACCAAAAACGGGCGCGAACGCGUAUAACAGAUGAGCAGUUAAAGAUUUUACGAGCACAUUUCGAUAUAAACAAUUCGCCGAGCGAGGAAAGCAUAAUGGAAAUGUCCCAAAAGUCCAAUCUACCAAUGAAGGUUGUCAAACACUGGUUUCGAAAUACAUUAUUUAAAGAACGGCAACGUAACAAAGACUCGCCCUAUAAUUUUAAUAAUCCGCCGUCAACGACUCUAAAUUUAGAAGAAUAUGAACGUACUGGUCAUGCUAAAGUUACAAACCUUAGCGAUAUUGAAACACCUACAUUAAUUACAAAGCCACUUACGAUUUCAUCAACGUCCAUUGAACAAAACACUACGAAAACCAAUGAAAAAAAAACUUCAUUAGAUAGUUUAGGUAACAUUCCUGUAACAGUGCCCGUGCUUCUUACAGAGAAUGUAACCCCAUCAUCUCGCCCAGGAUCUACAAACUCCAGUGGAAAUAUAUCUGAUUAUUUAAGCAAUAAUUUAACCUUAGGACAACAGGGAGUUAAAUGCCAAGAUUUAGUAUGCCCUGAGGAAAUUCAAAUAAAAACAGGACAACACCAACAUUGUGGUAUCAGCUCAAAUGAAUUCACAUUUCAUAAUAAACAGAAAAAACCAAAUUUGUUAAAACAACAAUCUCAAAUUGAUCAUUCAGAUAAGCCCAUACCAAGUACAGAAAUGGAUUCACAUACCAGCCAUAGUCUACAGCAGACAUUUGAAACAAAGUCAGAAAGCGGAAGUUCCGAUGUAAUGUCACGUCCUCCUACUCCUAAUAGUGCGGUCGCGGGUAAUAUAUAUGGUAACAUGAGCGAAAUAGUUAAUCAACAAUUAGAUACCUUGGGCAGUAAUAUGGGACCACCGAAAAAACUUCAAAUUACGGGAAAAACAUUUGAAAAAAUUUCGCCGCCAGUUUUGACUUCCACUUCAUGCCAACAGUACGACAAUAGCUCGAGCUCAUCUUCAUCAUCUUCAGGGGGUAAAAGAGCGAAUCGAACACGUUUCACAGAUUAUCAAAUUAAAGUUUUGCAAGAAUUUUUUGAAAACAAUUCAUAUCCAAAAGAUAGUGAUCUUGAAUACUUAAGCAAACUUUUAUUGUUAUCUCCUCGAGUUAUAGUAGUUUGGUUUCAAAAUGCACGCCAGAAGCAACGAAAAAUUUAUGAAAAUCAACCAAACAAUUCAUUAUUCGAAAACGAGGAGGCCAAAAAGCAAAAUAUUAAUUAUGCUUGCAAAAAGUGUAGCUUAGUAUUUCAACGAUAUUAUGAGCUAAUACGUCACCAGAAGAACCAUUGUUUUAAAGAAGAGAACAAUAAAAAAUCAGCCAAGGCACAAAUCGCUGCUGCUCAAAUUGCUCAAAAUUUAAGCUCAGAAGAUUCAAACUCUUCCUUGGACGUUCAUCACGUUGGAAUUUUUCCGUCUGGAUCAACAGUAAUCGCCCCAUCCGCUACAACCGGUGUUUCCACAACUGGAACACAGUCAUUUAGUGCAUCGCCUUCCCCUCAAAAUUUAUUUCCUAAGUCCACAUCACUUACUGAUUUUAGUCCUUCUACAACUCCCACACCCCCUCAACGGGAGCGUAGCAAUAGUUUAGAUCACACAAACAGAUCUGCCAAAUUUGAAUGUGAUAAAUGUGAAUCGCAGUUUAACCUCAUAGAGCAAUUAAGAGAGCAUCAAUUAAUGCAUCUUAUGAACCCAGUAUCACUUUUCGCAUCUACAAAUUCGAGCAUUGAAUCUCAAUUUGGUCCAUUCGGUAGUAUACUUCAAAGUUUACAACACGCAGCGGUAAAACAUCAAACACAACCUGAAUCUCCACCAACAAAAAGACGAAAAUACUCUGAUAGCUCAUCAAAUGUUGAUGAUAAUUCUUUUUUGAAUGAUCGUGAAAACCGGAACAAAAAUUUCGAAUUUCUUCAUAAAUAUUUUAUGCAGCAUGAAUCAAAUUUAGAACUCAAACAGCAAUUUUUAAAACAAUCUCAACAUCCAAGUCAGUUACAGCAACAAGAACAAGGAAAUGAACUAGACUUUCAAUUAGAAUUUCUUACUAAUUUCUAUCAAAAAAUGGAAUUAAAAAAAGUUAGCAAUUAUGAUUUUUUGCUAGAGUACUACCGAAAACAGGAAGAAUCAAAUUCAAAAAUCAAGCCUCAACAGAAGCAAAAUUCUUUUAGUUCCAGCCAGAAACCCUCUAUUGAGUUUUUGCUUCAAUAUUAUAAGCUAAAUGAAUCAAAAAAGUUUUUUCACUUUGUUGCCUCGCCAAGAGCAAUUUCUGAUGGAGCAGGUAGUCAACCUAAAUUGACUGUUGAUGAGCCUUUAACCAUUAUCGGUAACUCUAUAUUGGAGAAGGAAUCUGAAAAGGACCAACAGCUUCAGGAGGAACCGUUUGAAAAAGACACAUCCAUGAAUAAGGGAAAAGGAGAAACUAAUACCAUUUUUUUAACUACAUCGGAUCGAUUUGAUGGAAUCAAAGAAGACAAGAUCGAACUAAUCGAAAAUACAGUAAAUGUUACCUCGAAAGAAUCCUAUAAUGAAGGUAAUAACAAUAGGCAAGCUAACCCCCAAUAUUUAAAUAAUCUUGAAGAGUUUUUGGAUGCAACAUUGAUAGAAAACAACUCCCAGACUUUAACAUUCUUGGAUGAUGAAAAUGGAAGUUCAAAGGAGGAAAAGAAUAUAUCUUCAGCACCGAAAACUAAUGAACUUGAAAAACGGUCUCCAGGUUCACCUGUUAAUGUUUCAUCAAAACAAAACAAACGCCUACGUACUACCAUUCUUCCAGAACAAUUAAAUUUCUUAUACGAAUGUUAUCAAUCAGAAUCGAACCCAAGCCGGAAAAUGCUUGAGGAGAUAUCUAAAAAAGUAAACCUUAAGAAACGUGUAGUACAAGUCUGGUUUCAAAACUCUCGAGCCAAAGAUAAAAAAUCACGUAAUCAGCGUCAUUACGCACAUAUAUCAGACGAUAAUAGUUAUGAUGGUUCAAGUGGCAAGGAAGUAGCCAACGACCUCAAAAGCAACUACGUUUCUAUGGAACUGGAUUCCGAUAGAAUUUUGCAAGACUGUCAGUUGUGCCAAGUCACCCAAGUCAACAUUCAAAAACACGCUUUUAGCGUAGAACAUAUUUGCAAGAUGAAAAAGCUUUUUAAACAAACCACCGAGCUUUACUCUCAUAGCAAUGGCAGCGGAAGCGAUGACAAUGAUUCUGAUAGAGAAAAACGCUUUUACAAUUUAUCAAAGGCUUUUCUGUUCCAGCAUGUUGUUUCAAAUGCAACAAGCAUUGCUUCGUCCCAUACAUCUGGCUCUGGUCAAGAUUCUAACAGGCUGCAUGAAGACAACAUCAUUUUAAAUUGUGACACUACUACCGGCAAUAAGAGCUCUACAGCCGAGGUCGAGUCUGAAAAUGAAACAAACAUCGCUGGUAACCAGGAUCUUAUUCAGCAGCUAUUUAAUCGAAAUCAUAUUACCGGUAAGAGUGUCGGCGAAUUUGACUUCUUAGGUCAAAACUUUUGAUCCUAUCUUUUUUUUUAUCAACUUAUACUUUUGUGUAAGUAAAAAAAAUACCUAAGUUUUAUUUUCGUCUAUUUUUUGUUAUAAUUCAGUUUAACUAAUGUAUUUUUAAAUGACAACAUUUAGUUUCCCGCUGACACUAUAAGACAGAGAACUUCUACAAUGAAUGUGCCUAUUUUUUUGUUAAAUAAAUCGCAAUAUACUAAUUCGUUCAUUCUUUUUAUAAAAUGCGCAUACAUUUAAUGCCUCGCAAUUAUACAAAACAACAGAAAAUUUAAUUUUCCAAUUGCAGGCAUUUUUAUUAUAAAUAUUAGUCUCCUAAUAACUCCUAAUCACAAAAAAUUAUAAUUUUAAAUAAAUUAUAUUAUAAUUAUAUUAUAAUUAAUAAAAUUAUAAUUUUAAAUAAAUAGUUAUGAAUAUGUACAUAUAUAUAUAUGUAUAUGUAUAUGUAUAUGUAUAUGUAUAUGUAUAUGUAUAUGUAUAUGUAUAUGUAUAUGUAUAUGUAUAUGUAUAUGUAUAUGUAUAUGUAUAUGUAUAUGUAUAUGUAUAUGUAUAUGUAUAUGUAUAUGUAUAUGUAUAUGUAUAUGUAUAUGUAUAUGUAUAUGUAUAUACAUAUAUGUACAUAUAUGCAUAUGUAUACGAAGUAUGGUUGACGACAUCUCAAAUAGGAUUGAAGGAUUGAUAGGAUAGGUUGAAGGUUUUUUUACUGUUUCAGUUGUAAGUUUUAAGAAGGCGUAUUACUGUUUUCUCAAAUGACUAAAAUCCUAAAAAUUUAUUUGAUCGGUAUCGUCCCAAAAUAUUUCUUAUAAAUGUUUAAAAAUUUUUAACUAAUAAUGGAAAAAUAAUAACACUUUGACAUUUUAUUUCACCUUUUUAGAGAUAUGUAAAAAAAAACAACGGUUGGGCUUAAAAUUUUGACUAACGAUUAAAAACAAUAUUUAUUUUGUUCGAUUCCAGUAGCGUAGAUAGGGGGGGAUCAGGGGGAUCAAUCCCCCCCCUUGGGUCUGAGAAUGAUGAUGAUAUAAUCUCAAAAUUGAAAAAGAAACACAUUUUUACGCGAUGACUGUGCAGUACAGCAUUAUUAUUAUUAUUAUCGCAGAUUGCGGAUUAUUAUCGCAGUGUAAAAUAAAACUUACAAAAAUACAGGAUAUUAUUCUGAGUCAUAUCCCCCCCAUAUCAAAGAGCUAUCUACGCCACUGUUCGAUUCACAUGUUGUGUCCGUAUCCUACAUAAAGAUAUCUAUUCAAAAAUUUAAAGAUUGAAUAUUAAAAGAGAAAAAAGCUAACUGUUAUUAAGCUAAAUUCACCGAAGUUAUUAAUUCUCUCAGUUUUUCUUAAAUAUUAGAAAGAUUACUGAAGCAUGCGUGGCUGAAUGAGUAACUUCCAACUCUGUACAAGAGGGUUCAAAUCCUAGCUACCAACAUACGAGAAUAUUAUUAAAAUUUGUUUAAAACAAAUUUUAGGUAUAGUCAAUAAACUUCGUUAAUUUUAAUAAAAAUACUUGUUAAGCGCAAUAUCAUGCACGUUAAGCACUUUGUUAACAUUGUGUGGUCAAUUGUGCUAAGGUGUUGAGCAUCCGUUACACUUGAAAUGCGAGUUGAUCCACCAAGCAAUUCAGGGUAAAAUCUGUGUCAACCCUAUAGCUUUUAUACUCCCCGAGUAAAAUGAAUUGAAACAGGCAGACAGACGGGCAUACUGACAUGCUUUAUUUUAAUUAACUCGUCGUUCUGAUCAUAAAUAUAUAUAAUCUAUAUAAUUACAAACAUCCAGUUAAAAUAACACACCAUGAAUGGGUAUAAAAAUAUUAUUUUCAUAAAGACCCAUUUAAAUUGUGCGAUGAUCAUAGGUGAAACCCACAUUUUGAGUACAAAGGCGAUGAUUGCGAGACUAAAAUCUAUAAAAAAAAAGUCGUCAAUUGGAAAAUUUUAAAAUUUUGCAGCAUAGAAGCAUUGUAAAGAACUUUGCAUAGGAGAUAGGAUAUAUAAAACAAAUAUGCAAACUAAAGUAAAUUCAUAUAUAAAAACACUUAGUGUUAAAUCAUAUCUAACGAGUAUGGUACUUUGAGUUUAUUUUCAAAUUCUAAGCACCACUUCCACUUAAUUCAUAAAAAGUAUGCUUUAAUAUUUACCGGUAUAAAUUCGACUAAUUGGUGCUAAAAAUAAUUUUAUUAAAAAUUCUUAAUUUUAAUUUAUGUAUACAAAUUAAUACAAUUGAUUUAUAUUAAAAUGCUGAAAAUUUGUACAAAAAAUAAACAUUUAUUUCA